Spinacia oleracea (spinach) is the source of this 1344-nucleotide messenger RNA. RefSeq lists its product as uncharacterized. Lineage: Eukaryota; Viridiplantae; Streptophyta; Magnoliopsida; Caryophyllales; Amaranthaceae. The transcript is spliced from 10 exons. The record is from RefSeq and is a predicted model, not a curated record. Bases 673 to 1344 code for a protein of 223 amino acids.
GCCACGCUUUCGUUUCUCAAGAUUCAACGCUCCAUUCACCGCUACAUUAAAUGCUUCAUUCAAUCAGCAUCUCCCUUAAGUUACUCCUUUCCAAUAUUAUUUCAAAUUCCAAUAAUUCUAAUCAACAAUUUUCAUUAAAAACUAUUAAAUUUCAAUGGAAUAACCGAAAAAUUUAUCUGAAUUUUCAUCAGAUAUUCAAUACAAUAGAAGAACUAAAGAAUUUGUUAUCAAUGGAACCAAAUUUUUGGCAAAUUAACAUCUACUUUCAUAUCAAAGGGCUAUUUUUUUAUCCUCUACCGAGUAUCAGAACCGAGUAUUUGUUUAGUAUUAGAAAGGAGUGAGAUUUAUGGAUUUGUUGAAGAUGAAGAACAAAAAUCGCAUAGGCAAAGGUGACGAAAAUGCGAUUGAUUCUUCGAACAACUGCGAAAAUACAAGGAAAAUCGAGCACAUGCAAAGCGAGGAAGCUCAACACGCAAUCGAAUCUAGUGUCAAUGCUCCUUAGAAAAAGCUACAAAUACCAAGGAGGAUGACAUACACUACGAAAAGGUUGAUAAUGCAAUUGUUUCAAGUCUUCAUACAAAUCCUACAGAAGAAAAUAUUUCAGAAAUAGAAAAAACAGAAGAGGAUGUUGCCAAAACAGAGGAGGAAUGUGACAUUAUAAGGAAUGAGAAUAUGAAAAGAAUAGACGGUGAACAAGAGACCGUGUUGCAAACAACUUCAACUGAAUCAACAAUUUCGAUUCAAAAGAGUGUUCCUGAAAUUGAAUACAAUAGAGUCCCUCAAGCGAAAGAAAGGAUUAAACAUACCAUGAAAUUUACUACGGAAGAGGUACAAACCACUUCUGAAGUAAUUCCAAUCAAGAGGAAAGAAAAAGAAAGGAUCAUAGUGAGGAUUAAAAAUCCACAAAAGGAAAAAAUAAAUCCUAGGGGUCAACCACCAAAAAAAGUUACAUUGAAAAUUAAAGGUGAUGUUCAUGGAGUGAAGGCGGCACCUAUAUUGGACAAUGAUCAAAGGAAUGAAUCGGAAAAGUUGGAAGUAACAACUGAGAAUAAAGAAUCUGAGAAGUUGGAAGAUAACACAAAAGAGCAUGAAAAGGAAGAGAUGCCCCUGAAAAAUAAAAAAGAAACAGAAAAUGCCGAGGCAGAGCCAACAAAAUCAGAGGAAAAGAAGGAAGAGAAGACAGAAGCUGAUGAGUUAAGGCUGCCAACUGUUACAACUCAUUCAAAUGAGUUAGAAGCAAAAGAGCAUGAAAAGGAAGAGAUGCCCCUGAAAAAUAAAAAAGAAACAGAAAAUGCUGAGGCAGAGCCAACAAAAUCAGAGGAACAGAAGGAAGAGAAGACAUAA